GGGCACGGUGGUGGUCGUAUACAGUGUUACAGAUAGAGAGGAGCGCAGUACUGUACUGGAGGAGGAGGAGUGUCUCUCAGUAAAGCAGUGGAGCUCACAUGAUCUGAGGGCUGUUUUUACGGGCUUUGCUCUGUUUGCUCCCUCGCUGAUGGGUUGCGGUGGAAGCCGAGCAGAUGCCAUCGAACCGCGCUAUCCGGAGAGCUGGACCAGAGAGACCGAGUCGACAUGGCUCACCAGCACCGAGGCUGAAACGCCUAAUGGCGGCAGCAGCAGCAAGAUCCACCCGGGCUGUGGAGUGGAAGGCGGAAUGGCCUCGAAGGAGAACAGUAAAGUGUCAGGCAGAGGCACAGAGACUCGAUCUUCCUUCUCUUUCAGAGAGAGGAGGAUGGUGAAUGCAGGCACACAGUGUGGGAAGCAGCCCUUGGCCUCCAGUACCUGCACAAACCAGCAGAGACGGUCUCGUCGGAGCUGCCCGGAGCAAACAAGUGACUCAAAGUGGAGAACGUCCAAGGAAGUGACUGUUCCCUCAAAGGAUGUUUCGUCAGGCAGUGAUGUGGCCUCACACCUGGCGAAGCCAAACGGCGAGAGUUCAACCACACAAGACAAGGAGAUUAAUACAAAGGGCUCCAGUCAAGUUAAAUGAUGGCACUUAUAACUGUUAGUAAGCCGUUAAAGCAGUGAAGGGGAAGGGAACUUAAAUGACUAAGAUGAUCCCCAGGGUGCUCCCUGACAGAACGGGGGGGCCGUAAUGGUGCCGUCAUAAAGUUAAGCCAUUUGAGGAAGCCCAUUGUAUGAUGGAAACUCAAACAUGGCCCAUUAAACCAUUAUCUUGUCUUAUUUAAGGAAAAAACUUUUUAGGGUCGAUUAAUUAAUCCAUUGUUUUGUUUCAUGUUGUGGGCCACCUGCUUUGCACAUCGUCUCUAAUCAGAGAAGCAGUACUGGAACUGAAUGUACUAUGAGGUGCAUGAGGCCGGCUUAGCAACCUGCACGCAUGAUUAUUUAUUUAUUUUUUCCUGGAGGGCUGAAAGCAAAGAGUUAUCUAUUUAAUGUUUAUUCAGUGUUUCCCAGCAGAUGUAUGCUGAAUCAUGAUGACAAAUAUGAUCAAUAGUAUAAUUCUAAUGUUAUUAUUGUAUUAUUGUAUUAAUGUUUCAUUAUAUUCUGUUUGAUCAAUGUUAAUUAAAUGCUCAAGAUCAAUGGGCAGAAGUG
Molecule: messenger RNA, 1206 nt
Organism: Astyanax mexicanus (Mexican tetra)
Lineage: Eukaryota; Metazoa; Chordata; Actinopteri; Characiformes; Acestrorhamphidae
Product: brain and acute leukemia cytoplasmic protein
Exons: 3
Coding region: 149-643 (164 amino acids)
Cellular component (GO): cytoplasm
Source: RefSeq, a predicted model, not a curated record